CGCAGCAUCGCAUACGAAUGAAUGUGAAUGAACAUUUUCGAAAUAAUGCCUUGGAAUAGCUCGCAGGCCUCUUAAACUAAUAAGAAAAAUCAAUAAAAUCUUUUUAACCACUUAUGUAUGUGCAAUCAUGUGUAUGUAUGUGAGUCAUGCCAGUGUAGUUCUUUUAUUAAACAAAAAGACCCAGGCGUUAGUAGCUCACGCGCACAGGACAUUUGUAUGUAGUUUGCGUAAAGGGUCCGCAUUACGCCUAACUUGAAAAUUGUUUUCACCCCGUACCUAAAACUCAAAACUCCGAACAGUUAACGCUAAAAAUUGCCUCGCUCCUUUUCUCAGAAGGCAGAAAAAGUACAAUUCUUUUUACAAACAGAAAAAAAGAAAUACGUUUUGAUAAACCGAAGCCAGCGGCAGUUGAGAUUUCCGUAUAGUACUUUACACUAAGUAUGUAAAUAUCAUAAGGACAAGUUUCAAAGAGCUUAUAUUUAGAUAACAGAUAACUGAGCAAAUUAGAAACCUUUCUUCAAACGCGAUGAGCGCCGUCACGCAAGAGUUUUGCGUGCGCUGGAACAGUCAUUUGGGAAGCAUUGGCGCCGCCUUUCCCCAGCUCUUGGCCGGCCAGAGAUUCGUGGAUGUGACGCUUGCCUGCGAGGGUCAUCAGCUGCAAUGUCACCGUCUAGUGCUGGCCGCCUGCUCCACCUACUUUGAGACUAUACUGGCCGAGCAUCCAUGCAAGCAUCCCGUCAUUAUAUUGCCACGGGAGAUAAAGCUCUGGGAAAUCCAGGCGCUUGUUGAUUUCAUGUACAAAGGCGAGGUGAAUGUCACACAGGCCGGAUUGGGACAGUUGCUCCGCUGUGCCGAACAGCUCAGAAUCCGUGGACUAUACGGUUCGGAGGCAACGAUAAAUUACAAGCAGCUUCAGCAGGCUCAAGCAAAGCAGGAAGCAGCGCCCCCUUCAGCAAGCCGGGUGGAUAGCACCGAUAUCGUGGACGAUGCAGCCACUAGUUCAACAACAACGUCAACCUCAACGACCACAACCCCUCCAGUCCUGACAUCCAAACAGCAGCAGCAGCAACAGAUUAUCAAGGAAGGGCGCCAACGACACCACCAAAUUAAUGGCACUAACAAUCUUCAACAAUGCGUCUCGGCGCCCGCUCUGGGCAGCAACUCGAAUGCACCCACUGAAGAUGAGUCGGCCGACGAGGUGUCUAACAAUUGGAAUGCCUACAGAGAUCAUUUUGAGGAUUAUAAUGCAUCCGCUGCCGCGCCACUGGCUAACAGCAGCAGGACAAAUGCCUAUUUACAGCAACCGAGAACACAACUUCAGCUUCAUCAGCAGCAGCAGCAUUAUAUGGAUACUACGAUUGAAGACGAUCACAAUUAUGUGGCCGUUAACGAUGUCGAGGAUAAUGACAAUAGUUUUACAACAGGUGCGGCAAAGAACAGCGCAUCCUGCCUAUCGCUUAGCAUGACAGAUACGGAGCCACAUGACACAUCGCUAACGAAUGUCUCUCUGGGGCUGCUAUCCACCUCAGUCGAUGGUUACACUUCGUAUAAGCGUGUCCGGCGCUCGGAGGCAUCGCUGGCACAAGCGGCCAAGUGUGUUUCCAAGGGCGAGACAUUCCAGACCGUCAGCAAUAUGUUCAAUAUUCCAGUAUCCACCAUUCGCUUCUACAUGGCUCGCAAGGGAAUUCUUCCGAAACGGAAGCGCGGACGUGGUGCCUCGCAUGCCGGCAACAUAAUCAUCACAACGACAAACUCAGGAACACUAGCGGCUGCGUCAGAGCCGGCUAUCGUAACAGCACAUCACCCAUCUCAACAUCAUCAGCACGUAUCCAUCGACACGAUGCAGCUAAAGGCCGGAAUUGCAAGUACCAGCGGCAGCAAUAGUCCAGCGGCAGUAGCCACAGCUGCAGCGUCGCCGCCAUCAUUGGAUGCUGCUAGCGUGCCUUUUCACCUCCUAAGCAAUGCGGCGGCGGCUUUUAAACUUAACGAGCAGCAGCAGUUGCACAUGAUCUAACUAUGCAGCUAGUUGGCUUCGCGGUAAUCUACGCACACACACACACAUGUAAAUUGAACACAAUUCUCUAAGGAAUUAUAAUGAUUAUCUUUGAUUAUGUGAAAUCUUGUGGCAUACACGACUUGCCAUCUUAGAUUGUGGGCUUUACGCUCAUCUCCCCAUUCUCCAUGUGUGAGCACUAAUCAGAAUCGCUCCCUUGUUCUCCAAAUGUUAAAAAGCUCAACUGAAGAUUUAUAAGAACAAAGAGAAAUGAAGCAAAUACACACUCAACUCUUAUUUGGAAGCUUUGAGUCGUUCUCAGGCGCACAAAAAAAACAUAAAUUGUACACAAAUUUCAGCCAAGUUUCUCAGAAUUUAAUAAUUAUUAUUAUUCAAUUCAGUCUAAUUUAUACUGUCAAGUCAGUAAUUUUAAACAACUAUUAUUUAGAUAUUACCUACAUUAGACAUAUUUUUAUAUGAUAUUUGAAUUUAAGUCUGCUUUCGCAAAUCAGGCAACUAUUAUCGUAAAAAAAUAUUUGAAAAAAAAAACACUAAUAAAAAGUAAAAGAAAAAGUAAAUAUUUCGAAAGCAGUGUAUCCAAAACUAGCAUGUAAAUACAAUUUUGAGUAAAGUAAAGCGAUCUUUAUGCAUUUCGUGUGUACACUCUUGUAAAGGGUAUUAUUAUUAUCUGUAGCGCAGAAAUGGUUAAAAUUCCGAUCUUUUAAAGCAUAGGUACAUAUAUGUACUAUUACCAGUUGUCUUUCCUACGACGUUUAUAGGAAGUAAUCACUCUCUUUUAAAGAAAUUGAUAAUAACUAAGCUUAAAAUAUUCCCAUUCUUUAAGCCAUAAU
Molecule: messenger RNA, 2844 nt
Organism: Drosophila serrata
Lineage: Eukaryota; Metazoa; Arthropoda; Insecta; Diptera; Drosophilidae
Biological process (GO): regulation of transcription by RNA polymerase II
Cellular component (GO): nucleus
Molecular function (GO): DNA binding; protein binding
Source: RefSeq, a predicted model, not a curated record